Messenger RNA from Sipha flava (yellow sugarcane aphid), 1635 nucleotides. RefSeq lists its product as uncharacterized. Bases 285 to 1121 code for a protein of 278 amino acids. Lineage: Eukaryota; Metazoa; Arthropoda; Insecta; Hemiptera; Aphididae. The transcript has 7 exons. The record is from RefSeq and is a predicted model, not a curated record.
ACUGUCGGCAUUUCGUCGUAAUACAUUCCCUUUCACUGAUCCCAGUUGUUCUGUUACACCGUGGUACAGUUAGUGCAGUGUGUUUGUUUUGUUUAACUGACGAAUUCAGAGAAAAAUCAAAUAAUAUCCGACUAGCACAGCGUGGCGACUGCAUGUUCCUUACAGAACAUAACUAUUAUACUACCUGUACGUUAACCGUUUGACAACAACGCAUGUAUCACAGUAGAUGACACUCGCGUAAUAUUUAGAGACCUCAGAGUACUAAAUUGGGUUAUGUAGAAUAAAUGAGUAUCUGCAUACGGGUGUCAAUCGAGUAUAAAAUGCCUAUGUCCGAAGUGCGAAGAUGUCUGACCAUCAAAUUCACAAUUUUAUUGGUGUUAUCCGCCGUAGCUUUAGCUCAAUCGCCAGAUACUAAUUCAGUAAGUGGCCCUGUCACGGCUAAUGGAGGAAGUGUCACGAAAUUUCGUAAAUAUUUUUCUCAAUGCAAAACACAUACAAAUGAAUUCGACGACUGCAUAAAAAAUGCAAUCAACAGUGUCAGACCAUAUUUUACAACAGGUGUACCAGAACUUGGAAUUCCUCCCUUCGAUCCAUUUUUUGCCAGUGAAGUGAAGCAGAGUAGAGGAGCUGGUUUAUUUGGAUAUAAGUUAACAUUAUACAAUGUUACUGAGAGCGGGUGGAGACAAUCGGAAAUAAAAAAAGUCAAGACAAACUUCAAUACGAAUACAAUUAAACUCACGCAUUAUUUUCCUGAAAAAUAUUUAGAAGGUUACUACGAAACAGAGAAUACUAUACUGCGACCUGGAGUCACAACAGUAGGCCAAUUCAAUUUGACUUUGUAUGAUUAUGUACAAACAAUGACCAUGAGCAAACCAAAAAACACAAAUCAAAUUAAAGUAGCCGUACAGCUCCAGGAAAUUGGAAAUAUGUCUUUACACAUUGGCAAUCUUUUGCGAGGAAGAGUCAUAGUUGAAAACGUUUUGGAUCGAAUAAUAAACGCCUCAUGGAGAGUUGGUUUACCAGUGGUGAAACCACUUAUUAAUGACCUUGUGGCAUCAGCUUUUACAAAAAUUUGGAAUGAUGCUUUUAAUAAUUUUGAUUUUAAUUUAAUUCUUCCUUAAAUUAUCUGCAAGUUCGUAUAUUAUUAUUAUUUUUGUCUUUAUUAUGUAAGUAUAUGGUUAUUAAUCCUUCGUCUGUACACUAGGGGUCUUUUAUGGCACAACUGAAAUUUCGAAAAUGCAAUUUUUUGAAAUAUCGUCAUUUUUACAAUAUUAUAAAAAAUGUAAUUAUUAAGGAAUCGUAAAACAAACUUCAGGAUCUUAAAGAGCAACCCUCAAUUAGUAAAUGUAAAUUAUUUCAGAUUUUUCCUAAGGGUUUUUAGUAUUAAAAACAUGUCUGUCCAUUUAUGAACCAGUGUACAGACGACGUACCAAAAAAUAAGUGUACAGAUGAAGGGUUACGCAUUCAUUAUUAAAUGGAAAUUUAAAUGUUUUUGUAAUUUAUAUAUUAUUCAUUUUCAUCAAUCACAAUUAUAUCAAUCCUUUUUUUUAUAUCAUAAUUAUAUAAGACUAUAGGCAAGGCCGUAUCUGGGGGGAUCCAAGAUGUUUGGACCCCCCCAAAAUUUCUUCAUUAUUU